This is a messenger RNA of Suillus clintonianus, 339 nucleotides long. RefSeq lists its product as uncharacterized. The record is from RefSeq and is a predicted model, not a curated record. NCBI's taxonomy places the organism in Eukaryota, Fungi, Basidiomycota, Agaricomycetes, Boletales, Suillaceae. Bases 1 to 339 code for a protein of 112 amino acids. The transcript is spliced from 2 exons.
AUGCCUCAUGCCUCAGGCACUUCCAAGAUCACUGGACUGUCUAAAUCAAUCAUCUCACACAGCUUCAGAGGACGGCAACGCCAAUCACGAGUUCUUACGGCUGGAAAACAGCACCAGCGCAUGGGGGCAGCAGAUGCACUCCGCCAAUCUGAACUUCAAGAAAUGUCAGCGGAAGAUCGGGAUGUAGUCGAGAGCAUGGUCGCCGACCAUGGCAUGGACAUCAAGACACUACCAUAUACAGCACCUCCGGGAGACGAGGGCUUUGGUAUAAGCCAUGAAGGUGGUGAACACGAGGCAUUUGAAGGACUGGCGCAUCAGAUUGCUGACAUUGGUGGAUAG